Messenger RNA from Fusarium graminearum PH-1, 468 nucleotides. RefSeq lists its product as uncharacterized. The record is from RefSeq and is a predicted model, not a curated record. The transcript is spliced from 4 exons. The coding region runs from base 85 to 438 and encodes 117 amino acids. Lineage: Eukaryota; Fungi; Ascomycota; Sordariomycetes; Hypocreales; Nectriaceae.
GCAAUGUCAUCCUCUCGUCUCUUUUCUUCACUCAUCAAAACCAAAUCUAUACCCUGUUUCACUACUGUCAGAACACUUCGAACAAUGGCUUCAGGCGCAGUUACCGUUCCUCCUGGAAAAUACGAGUUUCUCGUCGUUGUUCAUGACAAGCCCGGUAUGCUUGAGAAGCGACUUGAAGUUCGAGGACAGCAUUUCGAUAACAUGAAACCCAAUGUUGAGAGCGGAAACUGGAAGAUGGGAGGUGCCAUCCUCAACUCUGUUCCCAAAGACGAUAGUCCCAGUAGCUUGGAUUUCGCCGGAAGCACACUUGUCUGCAUUGCUGAUUCCGCAGAACAAGUGCGAGAGAACUUGAGCAAGGAUAUCUAUGCCACUUCUGGUGUUUGGGAUAUGGACAAGGUCCAAAUCUACCCUUUCAAGGCUGCAUUCAGAUUCAACUAAUAUCAAUAAUCCAAUCUCAUUUACUCGAUU